Messenger RNA from Penicillium lagena, 459 nucleotides. RefSeq lists its product as uncharacterized. The record is from RefSeq and is a predicted model, not a curated record. Lineage: Eukaryota; Fungi; Ascomycota; Eurotiomycetes; Eurotiales; Aspergillaceae. The transcript is spliced from 2 exons. Bases 1 to 459 code for a protein of 152 amino acids.
AUGGCUCGUUUCAAUCUGUCUUUCUUUACCGCCUUCCUUGUCCUCGCCUCAUUCGCGAUUGCCCUGCCGACCAAGCGUGAUGUGGACCAGAAGAGUAGUCCCAUCGACGCCGCUUUGGGCCCGUUGAGUCCCGUCACAAACGGCAUAAUGCAGGACCUAGGGUUAGAUUCUCAGCCCACAUCGUCAACCCACGCCCCCGCAACCUCUGCCACUGGCACCCCAACUGCAACACCGAGCCAGCGGGUCGCAUCGGAGCCGAAGCCGAAGCAGCAGGAGGGCAAGACGACCAAGCCCGACGUUGGCGAACCCACCAAGACGGACAAGGACCAGUACACGGGCAAUUUCGUCACUCCGACUGCGGAACAGACUUCAGCUCAAAACACCGCCAAACCUAAUUCUGGUGCUCUAGGCAAAGUUCCCAUUGUCGGUCAGCUGUUGAAUGGAGGUGGUCUUAUAUAA